AUGCCCACCGUUUCAAUCCUUGUGCCACUACAACCACCGCACAACUGCCAGCUUUGCCUGCCAAUCCCGCGAGAGUACAUAGACCAUGCGGGACUAGUCAGGCACCUCAAGAGGGAACAUGAUACCACGUUGCACUUCGAGUGCCGUGCCUGCGGCCUGGUUCUAGACAAAUUGAAAUCCCUUAAGGCCCACCAGCGCAGAGCUGAGGCCUGCCGCACUUGCAUUGAGGCUAAUUCGCCUCCACCUCCACCUCCUGCCAACCGCCGCAUCAUGCGUAUCCCUCUACGGCCGAGAAAAGCGAAAAACAGGGCACCUCCCCAUCAGAACGCUGCUCCACCUGGACGCCAGUCUUCCUGCUCAUCGAGCUCACCAUCUCCGCAACCAGGCCCUGCUCCCUCCAGACGAAGGAGAGUAAUCCGGCCUGUCGAUACAAGCCUUCUUGAUUCGCCUCCUCAGGCAGACUCUCAGGCUGCUUCGCCUAUGCCUGCCCCGGCUUUUGUCAGCCCCUGGAGGCCCAACAGGUUGCCCUCUUUCAACUGCCAGUCUCCUCAACAUUCCCCUUCGACCUCGGCACUCAACGUCGCCAGCCACCACUCCCCCAUUGGCGAUCUGCCCCACAGCUCGCCGGGGGCCGUCACUUCCGACUUCGCUGAACCCACUUCUGGGAACUCAGCCUGUGGUCACUGCAUCGGACCAUCGACCCCCCCGACCACUUGUCGUCCCACUCCUACGCCUGCCUCUGGUAGACCCAGGAGACGUCAUUCCGCUAGCAGUCAAGUCAGCUUCCAAACUGACCCACCACUGCAUGGCUCUGUCGAAGUCAAUCACCAUCUUGUCACUGAUUCUGCUGCUGAUCUCCAGCUCCAACGGGGGCCGACGGAUGACCAACUCCAAUUUCCCGCCGGCACCCCCUCCCAUCAGAUUUCCGAAACCACUUUCCAGCCCCCCGCCUCUGACUCUUCCACUACCCCCAGCUGGGUUCUCAAUUGGAAGAACCGUUUCGAGGCUGCCAUCGAUGGCGAUAUGUUGGAAUCCAUGGUCAACGAUCUUGUCGCUCUUGCACAAGACAUCUGUUCCAUCUCCGACACGACCAUCCAACCCGCCGCACAGCCCUCGUCCCAGUCACCGGCAACCACCGACGCCAGGAACAUCCAACGGCUGUACAGGCGCAACAAAAAGAAGGCCAUAGGCCUCAUCACCAAUGGGCAGCCAAACUACUGCCGUAUCAGCAGACAGGUACUACAAUCACACUUUACCCGUCUUUAUGACUACAACCCGCAUCACCACCCCUCCGCACCUCCUGUUGAUGCUCCUGAGCCCUGCCUGGAAUCCAACAAUCCGCUUGCUGCGCCCUUCACUCCUGCCGAAGUCGCCUCUCGUCUGCGUAGAUGCCACAAUACCGCCCCCGGUCCCGAUGGCCUACGCUACCAUCACUGGAUGAGAGUUGAUCCAAAUGGUACCAUCUUGUCUAGCGUCUUUAACGCCGCACUUCGCACCUCCUCCACUCCUCCCUGCUGGCAGAACUCUAACACCGUUCUGAUCCACAAGAAGGGCAGCACCAGCAACAUAGGCAAUUGGCGCCCCAUCGCCCUUUCUAACACCUUGGGCAAGGUUUUUUCAGCCUGUCUCGCCAACAGGCUCCUUAAUUGGUGCAACGUCAACAGCAUCCUCUCAAACGCCCAGAAAGGGUUCUUACAACACGAGGGCUGCCUUGACCACAGCUUUCUCCUCCAAUCCAUCAUUCAAGACGCCAGGAGAAAGCGUAGGUCUUGCCACAUCGCUUGGCUCGAUAUUAGCAAUGCUUUCGGGUCUGUGCCCCACGAGACCAUUGUCCAAUGCUUACAAUGGUGUGGCCUCCAUGACGAAAGCAUUGACAUAGUCAACAAUCUACUGCGAGACUGCACCACCAAGAUUAGAGCCCACGAUGGCUACACCAACGAAAUACCCAUCAAAUCUGGCGUCAAGCAGGGGUGCCCCCUGAGCCCUCUGUUAUUCAACAUUGUGAUUGAGACCGCUAUUAGGCGGGUACACAAUCUUCAGCUGGGAUACUCUCUGGAGGGCGAGGAAAUUGGUAUCCUUGCCUAUGCAGACGACCUGGUCCUAGUCAGCCCCUCACCCGAAGGCCUCCAGAAGCAGCUGGACAACAUCUCUCACUGGGCCGACUGGGCCGGUCUCUGCUUCAAACCGAGCAAAUGCGCCACCCUAUCUGUCCUCGGAAGCCAACACAGCACCGGCGACGACACCUUCACGCUGUGUGAUGCGCCCAUUCCACUCCUGAGAUCCAACGAAUCGUACUCUUACUUGGGCGUUCCAACCGGCUUCUCUACCCACCACACUUCAGAGGACAUCAUAACCAACCUUGAGAGAGAUCUACAACUUCUCGACGACUCAAACCUCGCGCCGUGGCAGAAACUAAACGCCGUUAACACCAUGUUUCUGCCCAGGCUUACCUACCACCUCCUGCUCGGAUCCAACCCGAAGAAACGCCUGCACGCCCUUGAUCGACGCAUCAAAACCUACGCUAAGAGAUGGUUAAAUCUCCCCCAGCGUGCAAGCGCUGAGGUCGUCCAUCUCCCCUAUGACCACGGAGGUGCGAACAUCACCCCCUGCAGCACCCUCUCUGACAUCUGUCAGAUUACGCAUGGGGUACACCUUUUUACUUCCAGGGACUCCAGAGUGAGUUCCAUUGCCAUCAACUCCCUCCGCAGCGUAGUUCGAAAACGCAUUCGCCGCACGCCAUCCCUCGACGACUUAUGCACCUAUCUUAACGGUUCCAUGGAAGGGGAAUUUGGUAUGGACCCAGCGGACAUUACAUCCACCUGGACUCGUCUCCGCAUGGCCACACGAAGACUCCGUAAAACCAUGGACAUCGCUUGGAUAAUCUUCAACGACUCCAUCACCAUCUCAGCAGCAGGAAAUCCAAUUCCCAGACAUACCACCUCCAAAGCCCUUACCAGCAUGGCAAAAAACCACCUCCUCAACCGACUCCUCCGAAAGCCCGAUCAGGGCAAGGCAAUAAAGCUUACGGCACAACAUCCUGCCAGUAACCACUUCUUAAGAGACGGGCUCUACACCUCCUUUGCGGAUUGGAGGUUUAUCCAUAGAGCCCGCCUCAGUGUGGUGCCCCUAAACGGGCUGCGUCGUUUCGGCCAACUCUCUCCAAGAUGCCGCCGCUGCGGCUACCAACAAGAGACUCUGGCCCACGUUCUGAACCACUGUGGCCGGAACCUUCACCUCGCAACCGAGCGACAUAAUGCCGUUCUCAACAGACUCAGACGUGCUAUCAACGACCGAGACAUCACCGUCCGCUGCAACCAACAGGUCCCUGGCUACGACGACAACUGCCGGCCAGACAGUUGCCAUCAACGACAUCGCCAAGACCGCCACUAUCGUCGACGUUGUGAUCCCCUUUGA
This is a messenger RNA of Centruroides sculpturatus (bark scorpion), 3414 nucleotides long. RefSeq lists its product as uncharacterized. The record is from RefSeq and is a predicted model, not a curated record. Lineage: Eukaryota; Metazoa; Arthropoda; Arachnida; Scorpiones; Buthidae. Bases 1 to 3414 code for a protein of 1137 amino acids. The transcript has a single exon.